Molecule: messenger RNA, 1520 nt
Organism: Linum trigynum
Lineage: Eukaryota; Viridiplantae; Streptophyta; Magnoliopsida; Malpighiales; Linaceae
Source: the annotation of a GenBank genome assembly
CUAUACAACUCUCUUCCAUUCUUCUUCCUUCCCACCUCAGCUUCUCUUUCCCCUUUAUUUCUUUUGUCAGGAUUCCCUUCCGUCACUACAUAACAAAAGAAUUCCAUAAACAAAAACCCACAUAUCACACACUCUGCUUUCCCCUGCAUCUUCAUCUACUACUACUACUACUACAAGUAGAAGCAGAAGAAGCAGCCGCCUUAUCUCUUGUUUCUACUCAUUACCCAUUAUACUCUGCCUCUCUACAAACCAAUACAUGUCGACUAGAGCCACGCCGGAGCUUUCCUCCAGCUCCAAACGCCACUUCCACUGGACCAACAAGGUUGGAACCGAAGAAGACGACGAAAUCCCCCCACCAACCGCCGCCAAAUCCUCUGCAAUUCCAACCCUCAAGCAUUCCGCUUCGUGGGUCAUUAGAGACGAGAGCAGCAGCACCAAAUUCAGAAGCGGAAUCCCGACUCCGCGGAAGAAGCUUCCCGCCGUUGCCGUAGCCAGGCUCCGAUCCGUACUCUCCACGUUUGGCAGGAACCGGUUCGGGUUGUCGCCGUCCAGCCUUCCGUCGGGUCUGGGUCAUCGGGUCGUGGGUACCCUGUUCGGGUCGCGAAACGGGCACGUCAAUUUCGCCUUCCAGAAAGAACCCACUUCCCCACCUGCCUUUCUGAUCGAACUGGCGACGCCAAUUAGCGGGCUCGUGAAGGAAAUGGCAUCUGGGUUGGUCAGAAUUGCCCUGGAGUGCGACAAGAAGCAAGAAGGUAACCAUAGGCAGAGGAAAAAAGCUUCCCCUGUUUCGGGUACUAGCAAUUGUGGCCCGGUUCGGCUGCUGGAGGAGCAGAACUGGAGGGCAUUCUGCAACGGGAAAAAAUGCGGGUUUGCAGGGAGGAAAGAGUACUGUGGGGUGAAAGAGUGGAAGCUGCUGAAAGCUCUGGAGCCGGUCUCGAUGGGGGCCGGGGUUAUGCCGAGCUACGGGGAAGGUGAGAGGACGGAGAUCAUGUACAUGAGAGCUAAGUUCGAGAGGAUUGUUGGGUCCAGAGAUUCCGAGGCUUUCUACAUGAUGAAUCCCGACAGCAAUGGAGCUCCUGAGCUCAGCGUCUAUCUGCUUAGAGUCUAGUAAAUUAGGGGGUCUUUUGGAAGUGUGGGGAAGGAGGAGGAUACUUGGGGGAUACUGUUCAUCUCUUAGACUUUGUGACUGUUUAGGGAUUCUUCCUGUUUUUCAUGGGUUAGAUUUAGGAGGUGGUGGCGGUGGGGAAGAAGGAGAAGUGUGUAAAUGUAUAGUGGGUAUUUGUUUGGAAUACUUGUUAGUAAGUGGGGGGAGGGGGGAAGACAAUGGAGGGCCAAACUGAAAUCAUGAAUGUCUUUGAUUUUGAUUCCAUCUCUAGCUUGUUUUGUUGAUUGUUCAAAGGUUUGAUUAGAUUAGAUCCCAUUUCGUUUUGUUCACCGCAAACAAAUUUAGUGGGGAACUAGAAAUGUGGGUAUUUAAGUUUCAACUUUGAAGCACUAUCAAAUGAAUCGUAGACAUGAAA